AAGAUUUAUUUACAAGCAAAGAAUUGCCAAAUAAUUGUAUUCUUAUUAAUUGUGAAGUAUCGAUUGGCUUUUUGUGCAGAAAUUUAUUUCAGAAAUACCCAUCGUUUAAGGAAAUAUCCAAAUGUGAAAAAGGAUGCCCUGAGAGAUUCAAAACGUUGCCAUUAGUGCAAGUCCAACUGGAAACAUUAUUAGAAAAUAAUAUGAAUGAAAUCGAAAAGGACGUUAUAAUUCAAGGAUUUCGUUCUUGUAUUCAAUCGAAUUGUGAUGGAUUGAAGAGCACGAUAAUUUCUAACAUAGGACAAUAUAUCUUAAUAGAAACUUAUUCCACUUCUGGUGAUGGAGAACAGUAUGCUGUUCAAUUUAAACAUAUACCAAAAAAAAUUAAAUUUUCUUUCAUGAUGGACGAAUAUAAACUCGCUGGAUUAAUUAAUUUUAAAUCACCUGCAAAACAAACUAGACAUUCAACGGACAUUCAAGAUAUUGGUCACUACACUGCCAUUAGUUACCGACGUGGUAAAUGGAUAAAAUAUGACGAUUGUAAAGAUGCAGAACAAAUUUUAAAUGAUAAUUAUAUUUCUAGUCCACAUAUUAUUUUAUAUAUUGCACAGUAA
This is a messenger RNA of Solenopsis invicta (red fire ant), 611 nucleotides long. RefSeq lists its product as uncharacterized. Bases 201 to 611 code for a protein of 136 amino acids. The transcript has 2 exons. NCBI's taxonomy places the organism in Eukaryota, Metazoa, Arthropoda, Insecta, Hymenoptera, Formicidae. The record is from RefSeq and is a predicted model, not a curated record.